AUUCCAAGUUUCUGACAUUAAAUUAAACGUCGUUGAAAUUGGUGACGACAGAUUUCCUUCAGCUCCGAUCUGGAAGUACGACGAUCCCAAGUUGAACGAAAGAAUUCUUACGGUCUACAAUAACGGCAAAAAGUCAUUUUCUAUCAUAAUCCAAGAAAGGAAGGAACGAGAUCAUUGCUUCUUAUGGCGCUUCGAGCAGGAUAUAAUAUUAAGCGAAGAAUCCUCUACGUUGUGCAUAAGUCGGUUCAGAUAUUUUGAUUAAUCGAAGAAAGAAAGAUGAAUCCUAAUGAAUUCUCGAAUGCACGAUUUUAGGCAACGAAGAAGGGAACGAGAAUAUUUUGGAGAGCGAGAAAUCUCGAAAGUUGUAUCAGAUCGAAGUUCUUCCAAAAUUUAAGUGUGAUUUCGUAAUUAUUUUUCGACCAAAAUACGUAGGUCUACACCACGAGAUCUUGGAAAUUAAUUUCUUGAGCGGAAACAGGAUGUUGGGGAAAAAGGUUCGCCAUUUCCCCAAUACGAAUAAAUUAAAAACAUCGUGUAACAUUGGAUUAGUGAAAUAAUCUCACCCGUUUCCUCGAAACAGAGUAUUCCUAUUUGGGCCGAGGUUUUGGGCCAUCAAAUCCAUCUGGAUCCACUUUGCAUCGAUCUAGGCAUCGUGAUGAUCGAUUCGGACGUUUCUCAACAAACGUUCAACGUUUUCAACAUUGGUAACCUUUUUUUCGUAAAAUCAUCGGUGAUACCACUGAUGAUAUUAAUUAAUCAUACAUCACGGUAUCGAUCGAUAUUCAGGGCAUACAAUGGUCGAACUUUUAAUAAAGACACCGAAGAAUUUGAUUGAUCACGUGUCAGUUCAUCCGAAAUCGACCACCAUAGAUGCCAAAUCUCAUUGCAAAAUUAAUGUGAGAUUGAUACCCGAAUCGAAUAUCAUUACUUCUUCUAAACGAUUUUACAAUCCAGUGUCCAACAUAUUAGAGUUUCCGAUCAAAGUGCAAAUCCUGUCGCAAGAUUCAGAAAGACCGCCGCCAUUGAUAAUGAAAACCAUCGCCAGUCUAACACCUUGUAACGGUUUGAUAUUAGGUAUGGGUGGUAACAAAUCGUUUGCACGAAAAUUCGUAAUCCCUUCUCCUGUUCCAACAGAACCAGCGAGUAUCGAUCUAGGAUUCGUUCACACACACGAAUCUGUCUUCGCGGAAUUAACGCUGACGAACGAGUCGCUGUUGAUUCAAGAGUACGCUUUUAUAGAUCUUCCGUUAUCUGCUGAUAUACAACCGAAUAACUUUGGAUUCAUUCUCCCCGGAGAAACUAUCAAGCUUCAUUUGAUCUAUUCCCCGUGCCCGAUGGAUAUCCCUGGGAACAAAAUUGGGGCGAACGGAUUGGCUGGUCAACGAAGAUUUCUAGUGGAAGUUUUCACUUUGGCCGAGCUCGCUGGGAAAAAGAAACAAUCGAUGCUGAAUCAAUUGAAGAGUCGGAUGAACAAGCAAAUGACGAUUUUUGAGUAUCGCGGGAUUCCUCCCCCGUUCCACGUAAAUCUAAAGAAAUCGAAAAUAGUGCGUCAACUUAUCGAUCGAGAUAAUAACAACAAGCUUAAAGACAACACGGAGUUAGAUGAGGCGAACGACAAGCAUCCUUGCGAGGAGGAAGACAAAAAGAGAUUGUUGGACGAUACGAUGGAAAUGUACGAUCUGGACGAAAGGAAACAGAAGAAUUUGAUAGAGGUUUACGCGUACAUCAUAGAUACUUUUUGCGAGUUGAGCGAGCAAAUUAUACAAUUUCCCGCGACCCCUUGUGGAUCUUAUUCCAUGGUGUCCGUUCAUCUGAGAGGAUUCAAUUUGGCGUCGUAUCCUUAUUGCACUUGCGGAAUCAUCAAGGAACAACGUAAAAAAUUCACAGGUUGUUACGAAUUUACCAGCUCCUCGAAUAGGAUGACUAUUAUGCCACACUCUGGCAUAUUGCAGAACGAUGAAAUUAUUAAUAUUAAUUUUAUGUUCAAACCAAAAUUACCGAAAAAAAUGAUCUUCGAGGAAGGUCUUAGAUUAAAGAUGAACACGGAGGAGCUUAAUGAAAAUCAGGAGAAGAAAGUAGAAGAACCUGAGAUCGAUAUGUCGGCUGGUGAGAUCAGUUUAUUGGAAGUCUUCGAGCCUUGCGUUUCCACGAUUUUCGUAACGUGCGUGAUCAACAUAGAGACGAAAAUCGGCGCGAAACACGACGAACGAUUAUUUGCAAAAUUAAUAUGCCCGAUCAUUAAACCCGAAAUCGUUAUUUUAAAUGGGGAUCGUGUAAUAGAAUUCGAGCCGACAGCGAUUGGCAUGUCCUCCAGAAAAUUUCUCUUCGUUAAAAAUAUUUCCACUCAGUGA
Messenger RNA from Apis dorsata (giant honeybee), 2351 nucleotides. RefSeq lists its product as uncharacterized. The coding region runs from base 795 to 2351 and encodes 518 amino acids. NCBI's taxonomy places the organism in Eukaryota, Metazoa, Arthropoda, Insecta, Hymenoptera, Apidae. The transcript has 6 exons. The record is from RefSeq and is a predicted model, not a curated record.